Molecule: messenger RNA, 468 nt
Organism: Gongylonema pulchrum
Lineage: Eukaryota; Metazoa; Nematoda; Chromadorea; Rhabditida; Gongylonematidae
Source: the annotation of a GenBank genome assembly
AUGGCACUGAGCACGGCGGAAGCUUACAUAAGCGUGCUAAUCGUAUUCCUGACGAUGAUCACCAUUCCUAUAUACUCAUUCAUAAUCGCUGUUUUUAUCCGCUAUCGUAGAAGUGCUGAAGCUAAAAGUAACUGCCUUUACAUACAAAUUGUUAUUGUCAAAGGAUUCAUCGAUAUCCUAUCAGCGAUAAAUUGUACAUUUGGUUCUUUGUUACCAUCCCUUGGAGCACUGUCGACCGUGUAUCUCGGCGAGUACGGAAUGGCGAUUGCGCAAGUGUAUCUCUGGACUGCCUGGGGCUCUCGGCUGAUGCAAGGAUGUUCAUGUGUGUUGCUGUCAGUUAAUCGUUGUACUAUUCUGCUCAAUCCAGUCAAAUUCACACAGGUUUCCUUUGACAAAUGCGUUUUUUGCAGAGUUCCCCGCAGGGUUUUUGUCGCUACCGGCAUCGGUUUCUUCGGCAGAUGCUUCUAG